GUCAUAUAGUACAACUCAGUGAGCACUCAGUCCAGUCGAAUGCUACCGCUGCCGAAUGGCGUGUCUCAAGGGCAAACCCUGCGCUGGUAACAGACUGCCCCGCCGGAUGCACCGGAUAAAAGCGACCCCCCCCGCACUGGGAGUGUGUUUGAUCUGAGCGAGCGAAGACAGACUGUAUCCUGGCCUGAGACCUUGGAUUGCAAGAGUGUUUCCCCAACACUUACUUUUUCCAGUGUGAGAGAGAAUGCCAGGUGUUUCACUUCUCACCAGAGUGGGAAGUGUGACCUUCGUGACCUGGGUUUGUUUCGCCUGACUUUCUCAGAUAGGAAAGUCAGGAAUAAUUCCCUUACAAAUCAUUCUCAACACAGACUCUGAGUCCAACAAGAGACAGAGGUUUGGCAUUAACCAGGGAUGGUAGAUAACUUCACAGCCAGCGAGGAGACUUUCCUUCCGUACAGUGGCUCUCCACCAGUCUACUGGUUGUCUGACAUAGUGACAGACCUGGGCUCCUACCAGAUGAUGCCAUCACCACUUUCAGAGGAUGACCUGAGUGAAUCAUCCAGCCCUCGUUCCUGCUCCAGCCCAGACUCCCAGGUGCUCAGCUCCAGCUAUAGCAGCAACUCCAGUGCUGAGAGCCAGGAUAGUAUGCUCGACCAACUGCUUUCCCAGGCCUCUUUAGGAGGUGCCAACUGUGUCUCGCCAGGGUCUGUGGUGCCUAUACCAUUAACCUCUUUCCUCUGGGACUCAUGGAGAAAUGAGCCCAUCAAAAAUGAGCCUGUAAAGGAGGAAAAUUUUGAUUUCCUCAACUGGUCCAAUGUGGAGACAGAGGAACAACUUGGAGGGUCCUUCCAGCCCACUCUGGAAGAGAUUGAAGAAUUCCUUGAGGAGAAUAUGGGGGUUGUUACAAUGAAACAGGAGAUCCGGGAUGGCUGCCCAGGGUUGGGAGUGGGACUGGAGGAAGCUCUUGGUCUAGAAGUUGGCCUCGAGUUGUGCAAAGAGGCAUCCUCUGAACAUAAGCUAGAGCCAGAGGCCAAGUAUUCAGACCAAACUGACCCCACCGCCAGCACUGCUCACCUGGCCACUGCUGCCUCCAGUGAGACCAAAGCUACCUUAGUUAACCACACACAUGAAUCAAGCAUUGUGGUCAAGAAUGCAUCUGUCGACAAACCUUCAUCGGCAGACAGUGGCACUAGUGAUAGUGGGAUGGCAGUCAUCCUACAGAUUCAACCCUUUCAGAUCAAGCAGGAGCCCACAGUAGUGCCUCUUACCCCAGUAGCCCAGCUCCCACAGCCUCCCCCAGCCUCAGACAUCAAAAUUGCGCAGCUACUGGUCAACAUCCAGGGUCAGACCUUUGCCCUGGUGCCUCACAUGGCGCCCUCCCCUAACCUUAACGUCUCCUCCAAGUUUGUACGCAUUGCUCCUGUCCCUAUUGCAGCCAAGCCUCUUGGGCUUGGGGAUAGCUCUGCCGGCCAGGGAUCAGGGAUUCUUGGUGGCAGUCAAAAGUUCCAGAAGAAUCCAGUGGCGGAUCUUAUCAAAAUGCACAAAUGCACUUUUUCUGGCUGCACCAAAAUGUACACCAAGAGCAGCCACCUGAAGGCCCACCUGAGGAGGCACACAGGGGAAAAGCCUUUCGCCUGCAACUGGCAAGACUGUGGAUGGAGGUUUUCACGGUCGGAUGAGCUGUCUCGACACCGCCGGUCCCACUCGGGGGUCAAGCCCUACCAGUGUCUUGUAUGUGAGAAGAAGUUUGCCCGCAGUGACCACCUGUCAAAACACAUCAAAGUCCACCGUUUUCCACGAAGCAGCCGGACAGUUCGCUCAACAAACUGACGCCCUGCUCACAUCACGGGGAUCACUGGGAAUGCUGGGAUCACUCUCACACAGACAUAAUCCACAGGAGCAAGGUGUGAGUGUGAACAUACGGGUGUGUGCACACAUUUUUGGGUCUUCAUCAAGUUUUUGUUCUAAUUUAUUGUACAAAAAUAUGCCAACACAGUUACCAUCCUGUCUGUAAUUAGCUGAAGGUUGUUGUUGCUGUUGGCACUUUGUCAUGUUGUACGCCAUAUGUUUGUUCUGAGCUCAACUCCUGCCUCAGCAGAAGACAAGAUACACUUAUUUUCAUUCAGUCUGGAUUAUGUGAUAUAUUUGGUAAAAGCUUUGUGUCCAUUCUACCGAGAUAGAAACAACUGCCUUUUAUCUUCCUGAAAGCUGCCAAUGUCUUGCACAUUCCUCGUCUUAUACAAUAUUUAGGAAAUUUAACUGAAGUUCUCUGGGAUCCCCAUUAGCUACUAUCAGGGUAAUAAUUACUCUUCCUGGGGUUCGCAGACCUGUGAGGGUUUUUUUGGUAGCUUUGUCCUACUUUUUGCUGCCUUGCACCAUAGUUCAUUGACAGAAAAGUUGGAUAAUACAUUUGUCGUUCAACUUGCUUUUGAUUGGCAGGGAGAGAACUGUAUUACUGCAUAGACAUGAACUGCUGACUGCAUAAGAAAGUAAGAGAUGAGAGAAGACAUGCAAAAGUGAAACACAACUAAAAGGUUAAACACACAGUGACUUUCAAAUCAGCCAUCAUCUUUGUUGUUGUAUUAUUAAGCUGGUAAUCUAUUUUUAUCGCUUUUAUGGCCUUAAUUUACCAUAGAACCAAAUGGUUUUGGAAAUCAUGCUUUUCAGUUAUCCAUAUAUUAAUUGAAUGUUGAGUGACUGUUCAUAAGGUGUCGUAAUAUGGCCCAUGUCAUUCUGUGCAUAGCCAUGGAAUUGAAUGUUUCAGUCUUCUAUUAUUAUUUGAACUAUCAUUUUGCUGAUGAGUUGACACAAAAGCCUUCUCAACUCCGCUCUAUCUGUUACUGGAGACACCUUGACAGCCUUUGACCUCAGCUGGCAAUUAUGUUCCGUUGGGCUGAGAUCAAUGGACACACUACACUAUACACACACAAUGGUGCUGAACUACUAGGAGGAUGAGCUUCUGGGAAAUGUAGUCACAACAUCCUUUUUUUAGUCCAUGACACACUUUCUAACGCCCUUAUUGCUCUUAAACAUUGUUUGCUACCUGUACCACGCUCCACUGUGAAUAUGUAGGGGUGUGACAAUGCCGUCCAUGCGUAAUUCAUGCAUGUAAAGUUACAACAAGCAGGGGCACACAACAUUGUACAUUAUUCCUUUUAUUAAAUUUUUGAAUUUCAUUAAUAUUGUGUGAAUACAUGUGUUUUAUCGCAUCCUAUGACUGUUGUAAAUAUGCAGAGGUGUACAUUGCUGCAUCCAGGAAAGAAACAGAGACUAUUCUGGUACCAUAUCUUAAAACAAAUCUGUGGUUGUGAAGAUUUCUAGUUUAAACCUAAAUGUGUACAUAACUUAACAUUCCAGUACAUAUGAAUAUAUUAUAUAUUUUUUUCUUUGUUCUAUCCAAGAUGCAUUUACAAAUAAAACUG
This is a messenger RNA of Xiphias gladius (swordfish), 3422 nucleotides long. RefSeq names its product Krueppel-like factor 15. Gene Ontology annotation, biological process: regulation of transcription by RNA polymerase II. The transcript has 3 exons. Lineage: Eukaryota; Metazoa; Chordata; Actinopteri; Istiophoriformes; Xiphiidae. The record is from RefSeq and is a predicted model, not a curated record. The coding region runs from base 412 to 1830 and encodes 472 amino acids. Gene Ontology annotation, molecular function: RNA polymerase II cis-regulatory region sequence-specific DNA binding; DNA-binding transcription factor activity, RNA polymerase II-specific.